UCCUGUUCUUCAUUGUUAUCUUUCAUUGUCUCAUCACCACUGUAAGCUUUUGGCACACCAUCUCUAUCAUCACAACUAAACUAACAAAUCAUCCCAGUCAUAUUAUAAUCUCAAUUAUCAUCUUCACCUCUGUUAUUAUUGUCAAUAUCAUGGCAUCGUCUUUAUUUGCUGCUAUUUAUCCAGAGUGAUUUCCUUCCUCAGGCUGCAGCCCAGGAACCAGACAUUACUGAAUCCUUUCCCUCCGCCUGCUCUUUGAUCUCCACUUCAAGCCUGGUUGAUCUUCCCCACAUCGUCUCAUAACGACCUUUACAUCCACGUAUUACUACAACCGCGCCCCCUUCUCCUUCAAUUUCUCCAGUAGCCAUGAAGGCAGCAUUUGCCACUGCUUCCAGUCUCCAGUCCGCACAUGCGCACUGCCUUCCUGUAAGAGGACCCAGGUGUGUGUGUUCAUCGUUCAUGUUGAGAUUAUUAGGCUACUGUAUAAAUCUGAUGCAGAGCACCCACUGCUGGAAUUAAAGUACAUUACAGUAGAAGGUCCUGGCCGUCAUGAGUCAGCUUCCUCGCCACAGACAAGUGCUUCAGCAACCAAACAAACCGGAAAUACACCACUAUUAUACUAUACAAUGCAAAGAAAGUCUGCACAAUGCCAAGCCAUCGAGGCAUUACUCCUCCUACCCUGGAACAACAUGGUGGUUGAAAAGCUGUAGAGGGAAAGUUUCCCAGAGGGAGUGGUAACAGAAACUAGGAGGACUUUGGCUUCCCCGCAGUGCCAGUGUUUGCCUUUACCUCAGAGGUCGCGUUUCACAUUCAACAGCGAGGUCAUGGCCACCCCCAGCAUUCUCCUGUCAGAGGUGCAGUUCCAGUGUUUCAUCUGUCAGGAUGUUUUCUCUGAUCCGGUCUCCAUCCCCUGCGGCCACAGCUUCUGCUUCACCUGCAUCUCUUUGCACUGGGACCGCAGUCCUGCAGUCAGCUGUCCCAAAUGUCAGGCAGUCUUUGAGCGCCGCCCAGAGCUCUGCGAAAACUCCUUCGCCAAAGAGAUGUCCGAGCAGAUCCGAGCCAGAAGGCAGAAUGGCGUGUUGACGCUGAUAGGGAAAGUCGUAUGUUGUGAUGUGUGUGUGGGAAAGCAAACGAAGGCCAUAAAGUCCUGCCUCGUGUGUCUGACCUCGUAUUGUGAGAGUCACCUGGAGCCACACCAGAGAGUUUCCACCUUGAAGAUUCACAAGCUUAUUGAACCCAUGGCCAUGCUGGAGAACCGGAUGUGUAAAAAGCACCAGAGGCUCCUGGAGCUGUUCUGCAGGAGCGACCAGAGGUGUGUGUGCGUCCUCUGCACCGAGACCGACCACCGCUGUCACGACACCGUCCCAGUGGAGCGGGAGAGUCAGGAGAAGAAGGCUCAGGUGAGAAGCAUCGAGGCUGAUGUUCAGCAGAAGAUCCAGGAGAGACUUCAGAAAGUGGAGGAGAUCAAACACUCUGUGGAGCUCAGCAAAGAAAACUCAAGGAGGGACAUUCUGUUGAGCAUGGAGGUCUACUCCACCCUGCUCCGUUCUUUUGAGCGACGUCAGGCUGAGCUGCUGGAGAUGAUCCAGAGGAAGCAGGCAGCGGCAGAGCAGAGGGCGGAGAGGCUGAUCACGGAGCUGCAGCUGGAGCUCACUGAGCUGGAGAGGAAGAGGAGCGAGAUGGAGCAGCUUUCUCACAGUGAGGACCACCUACAUAUCCUGCAGAGGUUUCCAGCUCUGAGUUCACCUACGUCUUUUAGACCCUGCUCUGACAUCGUGGUCCAUUCACACACAUGUUUGGGGACUGUGAGGGGAGCGGUGGCCGACAUCGAACUGCAGCUUCAGUCAGCUCUGAAAAAGCUUUCCUUUCAAGAGCAUGAGAAGAUGCAGCAGUAUGCAGCUGAUGUUCUUCUGAACCCCAGGACAGCCAACCCCUGGCUGCUUCUGUCAGAGGAUGGGAGAAAGAUCUGGGAUGGAGAUGUUGAACAGAACCUGGAGGACAUACCAGAGCGUUUCGACAUGGCGCCAUGUGUCCUCGCCACCAGGGGUUUCACCACAGGGAGGCACUACUGGGAGGUGGAAGUGGGGGACAAAACAGCGUGGGACUUGGGGGUGGCUCGACAGUCGGUCGGCAGGAAGGGUCUGGUGACGCUGAGCCCGGAGGACGGGUACUGGACUAUCUGUUUGAGGAAGGGCAGUGAGUACCGGGCGUGUGCGGGACAGGCAGAGCUGCUGUGUCUCUCUCAGAGGCCGCAGGUGGUCGGGGUGUUUCUGGAUCACGAGGAGGGGACCGUGUCCUUCUAUGAUGCAGAGGCCAAGUCACACAUCUACUCCUUUACACAGUUCCAUUUCACAGAGGCCAUGUUUCCCUUUUUUAACCCUGACAUGUGUGACAGCGGCAGCAACAAAUCUCCUCUUAUCAUCCGCCCUGUCAGUGCAGUCAGUGGAGGCGGGGAAGUAGAUGACAUUACAAUAUGAUGUGAAUGUGUGUUCAGUGUUAUAUGACUUGUAAUUCAAACUGCAUUUGACUCUUUUUUCUUACUAACAUUAUUUUCCCAUACAGUACAAGGCCGGGCUUAUAGCACAUUUGCCCUUUUUGAAUAACUCUAUAGGAAAAUAUGUAAAAAUAUAUUGCUGAUAUAGUUGCAUAAAUACAAGUAGUUCAUAAUUGCUUAAAAAAGUACAAAUGUAAUCACCAUUUAUGUUUUGUAAGCCUAGAAACCACUUUUUCCUUUGGGAUAAAUAUUUUUUUGUUAUUAAAAUGUUAUCACAUGAUACCUUGUUGUUUGAAGAAUUAUUCAGAUUUGAACAUUUGACAGGACAUUUUCCUCAAAAAAUUAAAUGGCCACUAUGUUAAUUUAUUCUAACAUGUACAGGGAUUUUGUGAACCUACCCAUUUGUGGUUUUCUUAAUUGUGUGAAUUGUACACCAUUCUGAUGAGAGACACCAUAAACUGCGUAUGUUUGCCUUCCUCCUCCAACUUCCUUUUCUU
This is a messenger RNA of Eleginops maclovinus (Patagonian blennie), 2988 nucleotides long. Its product is annotated as E3 ubiquitin-protein ligase TRIM39-like. NCBI's taxonomy places the organism in Eukaryota, Metazoa, Chordata, Actinopteri, Perciformes, Eleginopidae. The transcript has 11 exons. Gene Ontology annotation, molecular function: zinc ion binding; protein binding. The record is from RefSeq and is a predicted model, not a curated record. The coding region runs from base 822 to 2474 and encodes 550 amino acids.